Molecule: messenger RNA, 1593 nt
Organism: Acanthosepion pharaonis
Lineage: Eukaryota; Metazoa; Mollusca; Cephalopoda; Sepiida; Sepiidae
Source: the annotation of a GenBank genome assembly
AUGCGAACGUCGAACGUUAAACUACACUUUCUGACAACAGACUUUGGGGUCGAAAUGGCAUAUCUGUCUGUCCAUUCUUUCUUUCUUUCUUUUUUUUUUUCUUUCUUUCUUUCGUCAUCUCUCUUCAGGUCUCUUUAUUUCUUGCAGCAUCUCUCCUCAUCCCUCUUUCUGUAUCCUUGUCCCUCUUUUUUCUACAUCUCCAUCUCUCACACCUUAACGCCUUUUCUCUUUCUCUCUCUCUUUCUCUCUCUCUAUCCCUGUAUAUAUAUAUAUAUAUGUGUGCAUGGAUGUAUUUCUGUCCCCCACCGUUUCUUUUUCUUGCUUUCUCCCUAUCAUUCUCUUUCGUUUUUUUAUAUAUAUCACUCUCAAUUUUUAUUUCUUAUUUUACUCUUCUUUGACCUGUUUUACUGUUUUUCUUUCUUUCUUUCUUUCUUUCUUUCUUUCUUUCUUUCUUUCUUUCUUUCUUUCUACUUGUUUAUUUCUAUAUAUCUAUUUGUAUAUAUUCUUCAUACUUAUCUCACAAGGCGUCCUUUUCUUUUCUUUCUUUCUUUCUUUCUUUCUUUCUUUCUUUCUUUAUUUCUCCGCUUUCUUUCCACUCUCACCUUCUUUAUUCUUUCCCUGGCUUUCUCCUUUUCUAUUUUUUAUCUCUCUUUCUAUCCAUUGUCUCAUUUCUCUGCUCUCUUUCUUUCUCCUUCUCACUCUCCACUCAUUUUUCAUUUAUUUACCCUUUCCUCCCCCUCUAUUUAUUUCCCUGUUGUUUAUUUCUUAUUUCACUUUCUCUUUCUUAAUCUCUCUCUCUCUCUCCCUCUCUCUCUCUCUCUAUCUCUCUUACUCCUCUCUAAUAUACACACACCUAUGUUUACUUGUUUCUCUUUUUAUCUCUUUGGUCCUUACUCUCCACCUUAUCUCUCUAUGUGUAAUACAGUUAUUUUGUAUUUCUUGUUCCCAGUAAUUCUCUUACACAUUCGCUCCUUUCUUCCCCCCCCUCACUAUCUAUAUUUCUUUCCUUGUCUUCUUCUUCCACAAUUAUUUUUCUUGUGUCAUCGUACUCCCAUUCUCCAUGUGUCUCACUCCGUGUCUCUCGCUGUGUCUCUCUUUGCGUCUCUCUCAAGCUACAACUCCUUUUCUCUUACAUUCUGUAUUUCUUAUUUUCUUCUCUUUCUCUUUCUCUCCACUUCUCUCUUUCAAUCAGCACGUGUUUCUCUUUUUGUCUUGAUAAUUUUCCAUUGUUUGCUUUGUUUCUUUCUCUCUGCCUUCCCUUCAUCUCAAUCUCUCUCUCUCUUUCUCUCUCUCUCUCUCUCUCUCUCUCUCAUUUCCCAUUUUCACCCCCGUACUUUCAUCUCUCAACUUUUUUCCCGCCUCUCUCCAUUCUUUCCUUUCCUUGUCAAUUUCUUUUAUCUUUUCGUCUUUCAAAAUAUUUCUCUCUCUCUCUCUAUCUCUCUCUCUCUCCCUCUCUGUCUCUCUCACCAUAAAUUCCCUUCUUCCUAUUCAUUGCACUACUACUACUACUACGCUCUCUUUCUUUCUUUUUACCUCUCUCACUCUCUCAUUAUCAUUAUCUAUCUAACUCGACUUACGACCAUAUCACGUUGA